UUGAUUAAUCGUUCAUGUGUAUUUAGUGUUAUUUGUGUGUUUAUAAAUAAACACGUGUGUGUGAAUAGGCAUCAUUCGAAAUUGAAAUCAAAAUUUUUUUUUUUCUUUUUAUAAAAAUGCAAAAUUUAAUUCUUAAACAAACUGAAACGAUUCGUUUAUUAGAUGAAUCAACAAUAUUCAAUAAACAAAAUGAUCAAUUUGUUUUUGAUGGAUCUUACAGUGUGGCUUAUAUUGUUUCGAAUUUUUCGAUUUAUUCAUUUCAUUUAGAUGAUAAACAGAUAAUUCAUCGUGCUAAUUUUCAAAGCUUGCUUCAAAACUAUUAUAAUGAUGAGAACAAUUAUCCAACGAUUGUCUAUUGUCGAUAUAUGAUUGAAGAUGAACUUUUAUUCAUAUUAUUCACCGAUGGCCUUAUAAUCAACUAUGAUACUGUCAAUGAUUUAUUGACGGAAAAAUCAUUGGACAAUAUUGAUGAUACUACGGGUAUUAUUGAUGGUGCCAAAUUUAGUUACGAUCAAGAAUUAUUGGUUGUGAAUACCAGCAAUAAUGUAAUGUUAUUAUUCAAUAAAUUGUUGGUGUUGAAAAGUCGAUACGACUUGAAUGUUGAUGAAUAUGGUGCCAAUGAAAUGAUCAAUAUUAAUUGGGGAUCAAAAGAAACACAAUUUCAUGGACAAGGAAUGCGUGAUCAUCGUCAUCGUAAUAUUGUUGAUGAACAACAACAAACUAUUAAUCCGUUAAUCGAUGAUCGAAAAUGUUUUAUCGAUUGGAAACAUGAUGAUUAUCAUUAUACAAUUAAUUUUCUUUCACCAAAAGGAUAUCGUCUAUUGAAAAUAUUCAAUCGUGAUGGUAUACUUCAACAUACAAGUGAAUCGAUACCUGGUUUGCAAAAAGUUAUUGCUUGGAAACCAUCCGGUUCAUUAAUAGCAUCAGCACAAUUGACUGCCAAUUCGUAUGAUAUAAUUUUUUUCGAAAAAAAUGGUCUAAAACAUGGACAAUUUAAAUUACCAUCAUGUUUUAAGGUGAAUGAAUUCCAAAUUGAAACAAUUGCCUGGUCUUAUGAUUCAUCCAUAUUGUUGGUGGCUGGAUUUCGAACAACGCCAACCAUUGAUACUGAGGAUGAACGGAAAAACAAAAUUCAAGAAAUUUUGUUUUUUACACAAAACAACUAUCAUUGGUAUCUUAAACAGAAAAUUCAAAUCAAACAGGAGCAAAAAUUUAUUCAGAAAAUUUUAUGUGAUGAAAUUGAAUAUCAACGAUUACAUAUGAUAUCAACGGAUUUUGAUUAUCAUUGUUAUAAUUAUGAAUUAGCAUCGCAAACAACUGAAACCGGUACUGUAUUAUUGAUCGAAGGUAAUCAAUUGAAUAUUUCGGAUAUGAAUUCUACUUGUGUACCACCACCAUUAUAUACAUACGCAAUUAAAUUCACCGAAACCGAUAUUAUCAAUCAGAUUUGUUAUCGUGGACAAUUUUUAGCAGUUUUUCUUAACGAUAUGAUCAUGAUUUUGAAAUUAACCGAAUCUACAAUUGAAAAUGUUAAUAAUUUAAAUCAUCCAAUUGUUUAUCAAUUUGAAAAUAUUUCCCUCAAUUUACAAAUGAUUUAUCUGCCAGUAUUUUAUGAUAAAAUCCAAAAUAUUGAUAAAUUUUUACUACCAUUAAUCGAUAAUGAAGGUCGAAUAUUUGGCUGUAUUGAUAGUCGAAAAAUUGUUUGUUUUGAUUAUCGACAAAACAACAACAUUAUUGAUCAUCAAAUUGAAUUUGAUUGUCAUCAUAUGUUAUCGAUAUCGGAUAGAAAAUUAUUAUUGAUUGAUUCUGCGAAUCAAUUUUAUCAAUUCGACUGCAAUGGAAUCAUAUUGCCAAUAAUGACAGAAAAUCCCACAACAUAUGAUGGAAAAAUUGUUAAUGUUUUAUUGUUCAACAACCAUACUGAUGAUGAUGAUGAAUUGCAUUUUUUUAUUUUAACCAAAAAUUAUUCAUUAUAUCAUAAUGAAAUGUUGAUAAUGAAAUCAAAUGUUAAUUCGAUACUUUUACAUAGCGAUGGUUAUCUACUAUUCACUACUAUUGAUAAUAAAUUUUAUUGUUGGCCAAUCAAGGAUUUUAAUCCAACAAGUUUACAACGAAAUUUUCCCGGUCGUAAUCUUGAAUGUGGAAGUAAAUUGUUGGCAAUUUCCGAAUCGAAUUCACGUGUUAUUGUUGAAUUACCACGUGGAAAUUUGGAAGCAUUUUGCCCGAGGAUUCUUCUUCUAGAUCUUGUUGAUAAACAUUUAGAUUCAAAAAGAUUUGUUAAAGCAUUUGAAAUUCUUCGAAAAAAUCGUAUAAAUUUAAAUUAUAUUUGUGAUUAUAAUUUUGAAAUGUUUAUUGAAAAUUGUCGACAAUUUAUCGAACAGCUUGAUGGUGAUAAUCAUAUUGAUUGGUUAUGUUUAUUAUUAUUCGAUUUAUCACCAUCAAAUCUUUAUCAUAUUAUGACACAUCAUGAACCAGAAAUACGAAUUGAAAAUAAAAUAAACAGAAUUUGUGAUAAAUUUCUUGAAACAUUAACCGGGAUGGAUGAAGUAAAAUUUAUUAAACCAAUUUUAUUGUGUCAUGUAAAAAAAGAUGUACAAGAAAUUGAUGAAGCUUUGUAUCGAAUUUAUCGAUUAAAUGAUGGAAAAUUACAACAGAUGGCCAUCAAAUUCUUGUUGUCAAUUGUUGAUUUGAAACGAUUGCUUGAAGAAGCAUUAGGAACUUAUGAUUUUGAUUUGUUACUGAUGGUUGUUUCGAAAUCGAAUAAAGAUCCAAAAGAAUUUCAAAUGUUAAUCGAAGAUUUUCUAACAAUCGAAGAUGAUAAUUAUAGAAAAUAUCGUAUCGAUCUUUAUUUACAUCGUUAUCGAAAAUGUUUACAACAUUUACAAAAAUGUCCAGAUAAAUUAGAUGAAGCAUUACAAUUAAUACAGGAUAAAAAUUUAUUUAAAGAUGCAAUUGAAAUCUAUGGUCUGAAUCAACAACAACAACAACAAAAUGGUUUGGAACAAAUAUGGAAUGUAUAUGGUGAUUAUCUUUAUAAAAAAUGUUAUUAUGAAGAAGCUGGUAUUGUUUAUAAUCGUGCCAAAAAUUAUUUACAAGCAUUUAAAAUGUAUGUACAAUCGGGUAAUUGGAAUCAAGCUUGUAUUUGUGCACGAAAAACAUAUCCAAAUGAUAAUGAUGAUGAUAAUUAUAAACAAUUAUUACGUUCUUUAAAACAAAAUUUAUUAAUGAAUGGAAAUUAUAAUGCAGCAGCUUAUAUUUGUGAUGUUUAUCUUGAAAAUCCGGAUGAAACAUUUAUUAUUUUGGUAAAAGGUCAUCUUUGGUAUGAAGCAAUUGAAUAUCAUCAUAAACAUCAAUUAAAUGAAUCAUUAAUGGAAAAAGAAUUCAUUGAUGAAAUGUUACAAUCAUAUAAUCAUAUGAUUGAAAAUCUAAAUGAUAAAAUUCAAAUUCUUAAUAAUCAUUUAGAAAGAUUAAAAGAAUUGCAGGAAAAUACUAGAAAAUUUGAACAAAAUUUGAAUGAAAAAGAUGAUAAUUUAGAUACAUAUUCCGAUACAAGCAGUGUUUGUAGUGAUACAUCAUCAUUACAAUCAUAUGAUACUGAUAAAACAAAUCAAACAUUAAAAACAAAUAUUAGUCAUGCAAAAAAACAAAAACGUAAAGAACAAAGAAAAUAUUUACUAAAAAAAGGUUCAACAAAUGAAGAUUUACAAAUAAUAUUUGCUAUUAAAGAAUUAAUCAAACAAAGUUCACAACUAUUUCAACAAGGACGGUAUUUAAUUCGAAUACUUUAUGAACGAUUUUAUUCAAAUCAAUCAAAACAAUUACAACAAAUAUUGGAAACAUUUGAAAAUCAUAUGAAUAAUUGUAUUGAAUUUAUAUGGAAAUCAAAUAAUUUUAAUCAAAGAUUAGAAAAUGACGAACAAUUACGAUCGAUAGUUCAGAUUCCGGAUGAUCGGUUAAAUUAUAAAUUGAUUUUGAAUUGAAAACCAAACAAAAAAA
Molecule: messenger RNA, 3996 nt
Organism: Dermatophagoides pteronyssinus (European house dust mite)
Lineage: Eukaryota; Metazoa; Arthropoda; Arachnida; Sarcoptiformes; Pyroglyphidae
Gene: Elp1
Product: elongator complex protein 1
Biological process (GO): tRNA wobble base 5-methoxycarbonylmethyl-2-thiouridinylation
Cellular component (GO): cytosol; elongator holoenzyme complex
Molecular function (GO): tRNA binding
Source: RefSeq, a predicted model, not a curated record